Molecule: messenger RNA, 981 nt
Organism: Diceros bicornis minor
Lineage: Eukaryota; Metazoa; Chordata; Mammalia; Perissodactyla; Rhinocerotidae
Product: tripartite motif-containing protein 43-like
Exons: 3
Coding region: 1-981 (326 amino acids)
Molecular function (GO): zinc ion binding; protein binding
Source: RefSeq, a predicted model, not a curated record
AUGGACUUGGACAUCCCACAAGCCUUCCAGAAAGAACUCAUCUGCCUCAUCUGCCUGAAUUGCCUUACAGACCCAGUCACCAUAGACUGUGGGCACAGCUUCUGUUGGCCCUGUCUCUGUCUUUACUGGGAGAAAGCCGAGACUCCCGCCUGUUGCCCGGUGUGCAGGAAACCAUCCCAAGAGACAGAAUACAAAACCAAUAUUCUUCUGAAGAAUCUGGUGUCCAUUGCCAGAAAAGCCAGACUCAGGCAAUUCCUGAGCUCUGAGGAACAUAUGUGUGGGACCCACAAGGAGACAAAGAAGAUCUUCUGUGAAGACAGCAGGAGCCUGCUGUGUGUGCUCUGCUCUGAAUCUCAGGAGCACGAGGCUCACAGUCACCGUUCAGUGGAAGAGGCCGCUGAGGAAUACCGGGAGAAGGUUUCCAAGCAAAUGAGGUCUUUAUGGGAAAAGAUGCAAGAAAACCAAAGAAAUCUCGAUAAAGAUGGCAUGGAAAUUUCCUUCCAUAAUGGAGUAACCAAUGACGAUAUCAGGCUGUUGGAUGACGUGAGAAGUUUGAGGUACAUGCAUGACUAUCCAUAUGCGUCUUUGAAUCCCGGGACAUCAAACUAUUUUGCUUCCUGGGGAACCCAGAACUUCACCUCUGGAAAACACUACUGGGAGCUGCACGUGGACGCAUCUUGGGACUGGGCUCUAGGCGUCUGUAAGGAUUCCUGGAUAAGGAAGACUGGCACACUGGUUGAAUCGGAGGAGACAUUUCUUCUUGUAUGUGUGAAGGAGGAUAAUCGUUACAGUCUCUGGACCACCCCCCCGACACAACCUCGGUUCACAGAGAAACCUGUGGGCCGGGUUGGUGUGUUCCUUGAUUUAGACCGUGGCAGUAUGAGCUUUGUGGAUGUUGCAAAGCGCUCCAUCAUUUGGAGGUACCCAGAUGGCAUGUUCAGUUUCCCUGUCAGGCCUUUCUUUUGCGCUGGCCACGCAUGA